Molecule: messenger RNA, 3780 nt
Organism: Anoplopoma fimbria (sablefish)
Lineage: Eukaryota; Metazoa; Chordata; Actinopteri; Perciformes; Anoplopomatidae
Product: BRD4-interacting chromatin-remodeling complex-associated protein
Biological process (GO): positive regulation of DNA-templated transcription
Cellular component (GO): SWI/SNF complex
Source: RefSeq, a predicted model, not a curated record
AUGGAGGAUGAAGAUGGGACUUGUCUACUUGAUGUUUUGUGUGACCCCCAAGCCCUGAACGACUUCCUUCAUGGGACCAAUGAGCUGCAGACUGAAGACCUGCUCAUUAGCUCCUCCUCUGGGGAGCCCUCCCUCUUCACAGAUGCCCCGAGCCCCGUCUCUCUGCUGGGAGACGGCAGGGAUUCCCCAGACACGCCUCCGCCCGGGUGCGUGGACCUGUCCUUCCUGGAGGAGGCCCUCCUGUCGUCGCCGGAGGGCGGAGAAGACCCACAGGUGGUGCAGGGUGGGACGCCCGUGGAGGCCGCAUUCGAGGCAAAGAAAGGGGAGGUGGAGGAGGCGGAGGUGGCAUGCGAUAUCCUGCAGCAGAGCCUGCAGGAGGCCGAGAUCACGGAGCAGACCAUGGCUCUGGAGGCAGGGCUGUCCGGACCCGGGGACAGCCUGUCCCUGUACUCACCCGCCCCUCUCCUCCCCCCACCCUCCGUACCAUUCAUACCCAAAUCCGUGACCUUGCCCAUCGCCCACGCGUUGCCCAGAGACACCCAGGCAGCAGUGGAGCCUCCCCAGCCCUCCCUCCUGGCCGUCGGACCGGGCUGCCCGUCUCUAAAACCCGCUGCUCCUCCUCAGCUGAUGGGGCUCCUGCCUGGAAAUGUGUUUCCCGCUGCUUCACCGGAGACCUCCUUCUCUCUGAGUCCGGCCCAGGCGUCCAGUAUGAUCAUCCACAAGACUGUUCCCAGUGUGACCAGUCGUCCCCUUAUCACCCCGACCCUGAGAGCAGCAGCAGCAGCAUCGGGCCUCGUCCUGCAGCGGGCCCCUCUUCACAUCCAACCCAAGCUGCCCAUCAGCAUUCAGCCCAGACUGGUUCAGAUUAGCCCCAAGCCUUCUGGGCAAAAACACCCCCCAGGUCUUACAUUUGUCCCUGGGACUGCCUCGCCAAAUAUCUUACUCUCCCAGCCUCCAGGCCAAAAGCCUGCAGCUCCCCCGCCGCAGUCCAACCAGCAUCUCCACAAACCGGUCAGCCUGCAGCUGGUCAACCAGGGGGGCUCCUUUGUGCUCCAGCCUCAGGGACUCUUCCAAGGCCAAAACCAGUUCCUUCUUCCAGGCCAGUCCCCUGUUACGAUCUCCCAGUCCGCCAGCGCAGCUCGACCCCUGCUGACCCCCAGUCACCACGGCCCGUCGCUCCACGGCGUGAACCCCUCCACCGGGCAGCUGGUUGAAGGCUCUCAGAUCCUGACUGUGCCCCAGAGACAGCUGAACUUCGGCCCCGUCUUCACCACCCCUUCAGGGCAGCUAGCGCUCCGACAGGCCACCGUGCUUUCUGGACCUUUGCAGCUACAGUCAGCGCCCCCUACUGUCUUCCAGAUGCCGGCACAGCUGGCUGGAACCUACACUCCAGGAGGGCAGGGGCAGCGCACCACCCUGGUCCACAGUCCUGCCCUUGGAAACCACAUCACCUUGAUCAACAGUUCAGGGGUGCUGCCCCAAGAUCUCACUUCCAUCUCGAUCGUCAACGGGCCCUCCGUGGUUCAGGGUCUGCCUUUCACUACCCGGGCUCCGGCUCCUCAGACGAGAGUGACAGACGGACAUCUGAGCCUCCAUCAGGCCUCCGUGGUGCUGCUGCCAGAGAGAACCGUUCAGGAGGAGAGGGCCGGUCCAGAGGAGACCUUCCACCAGCUAACGCAGCCCUAUGGACAUGUCCUCCAGCACGUCUCGGUGCAGCCCACCUCUGCAGGGCUGCAGUCCUCCUCUCCCCCUGUGGUCACAGUCCUGCAGCCUCCUCCUGAUCCACCUCUGGCCCCCGAUCCAGCUGUGGAGAUCCCUAAACUCCUGAUGCCCCCAGCAGACAUGACCCGGGUAGUGGAGGAGGUGACCCACUCCAUGAGUCACAACGAGGCCUUUAUACAACAUCUGCAACAGCAAGACCUGAGUCCUCCCAUCACGUCUGAACUGCUGGUCGGCUCUCUGCCGGUGGUGCCGCUGGAGUCGCUCUCCUCCCCGUCAGCCAAUGAGAGAGAGACUCAACCAACGACCCAGGAAGUCUCGGGUCAGGACGCCGACCAGUGCGUCGAUGCUUCUCCGCUUCACUCAGACCCCGUGGACGCGCCGCUGAUCUGCUCCCCCUCCCCCGCCCAGGACCCAGAUGGACCAGCUCCACCCAGUUUCUCCCCUCAGAUCCCUCCACCCGGACCUGAGGGUUCAGUCACAGCUCCACAGACUCAAAUCGAGCCCCAAGUCCAGUACCAGGUCCCUCAUGAGCUCCAGGUCCCAGAGGCCUUGUUUGCCCAGAACAAGGUGCAGAUAGAGCCGUCGGUCUCUCAGCAUCCACCUCCACCCCAGGUCCAGGUCCAGGUCCAGGUCCAGUCGUCCGUCCCCCAGCCUCAGUCCUCUGUCUCCGCUUCAGUCCACAGCAGCCCCCCCCCUCUGCGUGUCUCGGUGCCUCAGCAGCAGUCUGAUCCCACAGCUGCGUCCGUUUGUCUCCCCAAAGGAGGAGACGACUCCGCUGUUCAACAGCACACACAAAACAAGCCAACAGCUGCCUUGGUCGUGGAGAGUAAAGCGUUUACUCUCGAUGUCCAUCCAUCCUCUCCUGCAGCCCCGGGGGCCCAGGUCCACGGGCCCCCGUAGAUCCAGACCAGCCAGAACACCAACACCAAGCUGGCAGAUCUUCUGGAGCAGCAGAGAGAGGAGAGGCUCACACCAGCAAUACGCCGGCAAAGGUUCCAGCAGCAGAUCUGUUCGGACCACGCAGCGGUUCAGACCCCCGUCAGCGGCCCGGCCUUCAACACGCUGAAGGACGCCGUGAGACGCCUGCUGCCGUACCACAGCUGCUCCGGUCACCUGCCCACUCAGGAGGACUUCAAUAUAGUGGACCAGGAGUUUGACUCCGUGUCCGGUUUCCUGCUGAAACGCACCAAGGACAUGGUCAACAAAUACAGGCAGCUACUGGUGAGAGAAGCCCAGCAGGAGAGUCCGUCAGCAGAGAUGGUGAUGCUGGAGCGUCUCUUCCUCCAGGCUGAGCGCUGUGCUUUAGCAGAGGACAGACGGAGAGUCCGCAGAGACCCAGAGUCUUUUAUGACAGCUUUGGCUACAUCAGCGUCUUCCCCCCACGGGGCCCUCACCUCCGGCUCCUCGCAGCGCUGCUCCUCCGUCAGCCCCUCUUCUCCACCAGCCUGGACCCGACUCUCCGACCCCCCGGGCCUGAAGACGUACCGCUCCAGCUCCCGCGGGGCCCUCAGGCUCACCAUCAAGCAGGAGUCCGGCUCCCGCAAGGUGGUCCACAACUCGGCCUGCGACCCGGGACUGAAGAGGGACCACACGGGUCAGCUGACCAACGGCGGCGGAGCUGCAAACGAACGCCACCCUGAGGCCGCCAACGGAGCCCCGCGGCGUCCUCAGCGGGACGAGGAGGGCUCCAACGGGCCCCCGCUGUGUAACGCUGCGGAGGAGGUCCCACAGACAGAACUCCUUUCCAAAAUAAAAGCCCCAAGCCCUCUUUCUAUGCCAGAGCCACAGGUUGGCUGCUUCGAGUUUCCUCCCAGAGAUGUCAGCGCCCCCAAACUGAAAUGCUACCGGCUGGACGAGUCGCCUCGGCCGGAGCGUCGGUUCAGCCCGCCGCCCCCCCACCUCCAGGAGGACAACAUGCUCAGUGAGCAUCUACAGAGCGCCAUCGACAGCAUCCUGGAGCUCCAGCGCCUGCAGGGCCCCUCUGCAGCCCCGACCAGGGCCACGUCAGGCCCUUCACUGGACCAGGCUGUCACCAGCAUCCUGGAGGGACACCUGUGA